GCAGCCUCCGCUGGCCCGCCUGUGCUGACCUGCCUCGCUUGCCCCCAAAGAAUGUCAGCCAAGUCCAAGGGGACCCCCUCCUCGUCCUCUCCAGCCGAGGGACCGCCGGCAGCCUCCAAAACCAAGGUGAAGGAACAGAUCAAGAUCAUCGUGGAGGAUCUGGAAUUAGUCCUGGGCGACCUGAAGGACGUGGCCAAGGAACUUAAGGAGGUGGUUGACCAGAUUGAUACCCUGACCUCUGACCUACAGCUGGAGGAUGAGAUGACUGACAGCUCCAAGACGGACACCCUAAAUAGUAGCUCAAGCGGGACGACAGCCUCCAGCAUAGAGAAGAUCAAAGUGCAGGCCAAUGCCCCCCUCAUUAAACCCCCAGCCCACCCAUCUGCUAUCCUCACGGUCCUGAGAAAGCCAAACCCUCCAGCGCCUCCUCCACGGUUGACACCCGUGAAGUGUGAAGACCCCCAGCGAGCGGCGCCCACUGUCAACCCGGUAAAGACCAAUGGCACCCUUCUGCGGAACGGAGGCUUCCCUGGGGCACCGACCAAAAUCCCCAAUGGAGAAAUCUACUGCAAACCCAGCAGUAACAUGGACAAGGCUCCCGGGCAGCCUCUGAUGCACAGACCCGAAAAAGACAGGUGCCCCCAAGCUGGGCCUCGGGAACGAGUAAGGUUUAAUGAAAAAGUCCAGUACCAUGGCUAUUGUCCUGACUGUGACACCAGGUAUCACGUAAAGAACAGGGAGGUCCUCUUACACAGCGAACCCGUCCACCCACCAGGAAAGCUUCCUCCCCAAGGCCCUCCCCACCCACUUCCCCCUCAUCUCCCUCCUUUUCCACUAGAAAACGGGGGGCUGGGAAUAAGCCACAGUAACAGCUUCCCCCCCCUCAGACCUGCAACUGUGCCUCCUCCCACUGCACCCAAACCACAGAAGACCAUCUUGAGGAAGUCCACCACUACAACAGUGUGAUGUAUGCCAUUUAAAAGCUUUUUUUUUGUUUUUUGUUUUUUGUUUUUUAAUUUUUCUAUAUUAUAAACAUAAUAAGUAAUGAGCACUUUCUACUCAAGCAAUAAAAAGCCCAAAUAUAUUUAUCCUGCAUUCAGCAGAGUGACAUAAAAAUCACCUGGUAAGUAUGCAGUACCUUGUUUAUAUCCUGAGUAUUCAUUGUUUAAAAAGUUACAUGAUCAGAAACCACAGAAUAAUGAAAAAACUAAAUAUGUCAUUUUUUUCAGUUAACCCAUUACAAACUGUAGGUUUCAAAGAUUUUGAUUUACUAUAAGAGAUGGGAUUAGAUUCAUUUUAUUCAUGCCUGAUUCAUCUAUGCAUUAAUAUGCCAUGCUCUUAACUUCGAUGUCAUGCUUUUUAAUAAGAAAUUUUAAUACUGAAGGACUAUUUUAUUAUUUUUUUCUAAAGAUGUUUGUCACUAGUUUUGCAUAAUUAAAUGCUGAGGAUGAUACAAGAAGGUUUAUUUUCUAUACUAUACAAUUAUGAUUCUAUGUUCAGCUAUAUAUGUAAUGAAAGAUUUGGUCUGUGGAAAUAUAUGUCAAUAAACAACGGUAAA
Molecule: messenger RNA, 1558 nt
Organism: Odocoileus virginianus texanus
Lineage: Eukaryota; Metazoa; Chordata; Mammalia; Artiodactyla; Cervidae
Gene: PRR16
Product: proline rich 16
Biological process (GO): positive regulation of cell size; positive regulation of translation
Source: RefSeq, a predicted model, not a curated record